CACCGAUAGCCACACGAGAACUACAUGCAGAUAUACACAUUCAGCACGUUCCUAAAUUGCAUGUGGACUUUCUUUAGCGCUAAAUGGGAUUGCCAGCAAGAAUGUCAACAAAAUGUCUGAAUUCAAUGUACAAAAAUGUACGUUCCUUUACUUUAGCAAUACUGACGAUUUUUGUCCUAUUUCUACUACUGAAAGAUAAUAAGACUGAAAUAGAAAAUCUGUCUUUUGAGGAGUCUAAAAAACAAUUCGAAUUUGAAAAAAAGUCUCACAUCAAUAAAACAUCUGGUGAUGUAUUGUUCGACUACAAGUCGGCAAUGUCAGCCUUGAAUGCAGCAAAAGUAAGUGCAGACGAUCCAGUACUAGUCGAACUUAUCAGAAGAUACUACAUUGAAAAUCCUUCAGAUCUCGGAUACAAUUUAGAAAAGCCGCAUAUUAAAGACACCUCAAAGGGCCAAACAGCAUUUGUAGACGACACACUGAAUCAUGCGGAGAACGGGUUUUACAUAGAAUGUGGAGCUCAGAGCGGAGAGUUUCUUUCAAAUUCUUUGUUUUUCGAAAGAUUUCGGAACUGGAGUGGCAUUUUGAUAGAAGCUAAUCCCAUGUGGUACAAGGUGCUUAAGACCAAACACAGGAAAGCAUUCAUCAUAAAUGCAUGUCUCAGCACAAAACCAUAUCCAUCAAUGGUGAAGUACGGAAGAAGAAGGAUAAUUGACGAUGAUGUAGUGAAGCCUAAUUUGCUCGAACAUGACGAAGGUCCAUACACUGAUGUCCAGUGCUUUCCCCUGUAUUCAAUUCUGCUUGCUUUAAAUCAGCUAAAAGUUGAUUACUUUAGCUUGGAUGUGGAAGGUGCUGAGGAGGCGAUUUUGGAUACAAUUCCUUGGGACAAAGUAGAUAUAAAAAUGAUGUCUAUAGAAUACAACAAAUGGAAUGGCGGAGAACAAUCAUUGAAAACAUACAUGCAGAAAAAACGUUUCAAGUAUUUGAAAACAAUAACUAAACAGCAUGUUGCAGACAUCAUAGUUCAAAAGCUGUAAAUGAAAAUGAUAUAUCUUUAAACUAAGACAUGAAUAUUAUGUGAGUUUUUAAUUGUCUGAAUUAUACAUUUUCGAAUUGAUCUAGGCGCUGCAGACAUAUGUUUUACCUACAAGGUAGUAGUACCUGUUGCAUUUUGUUAUUAACAAAUAAACAUUAUAUCAUCA
Molecule: messenger RNA, 1199 nt
Organism: Mercenaria mercenaria
Lineage: Eukaryota; Metazoa; Mollusca; Bivalvia; Venerida; Veneridae
Exons: 4
Coding region: 84-1034 (316 amino acids)
Source: RefSeq, a predicted model, not a curated record